Messenger RNA from Rhodamnia argentea, 1209 nucleotides. RefSeq names its product F-box protein PP2-B10-like. The record is from RefSeq and is a predicted model, not a curated record. The transcript has 4 exons. NCBI's taxonomy places the organism in Eukaryota, Viridiplantae, Streptophyta, Magnoliopsida, Myrtales, Myrtaceae. Gene Ontology annotation, molecular function: protein binding. The coding region runs from base 34 to 960 and encodes 308 amino acids.
AGUUGUUCUGAAUCGCCGUCGUCUCGUUUACCAAUGGCGGUGACCCAAGGAAAGGGACGAGACGGUCCCGACUUCUCCGCGCUGCCCGAAGGGUGCAUCGCCAGCGUGAUCUCCUUCACGAGCCCCGCCGACGCGUGCAGGCUCGCGUCCGUCUCGUCGGUCUUCAAUUCGGCGUGCGAUUCCGACGCUGUCUGGGCCUCGUUCUUGCCGCCGGGCUCCCGCCCGAUGGUCUCCCGGAGCGUUUCGUCCCUGAAGGAGCUCUACUUCAGCCUCUGCGACGACCCGGUUCUCAUCGGCGAUGGCAAAAUGAGCUUUUCGCUGGACAGGCACAGUGGGAAGAAAUGUAUCAUGCUAUCAGCUAGGGCCCUGUAUAUAAUAUGGGGUGAUACUCCGAGGUACUGGUCUUGGAAUCGCAUGCCCAACUCCAGGUUUGCAGAAGUUGCUGAACUGAUCAGUGUCUGUUGGCUCGAAAUUAGAGGCACAGUUAGUUCUCGCCUGCUGUCGCCCGGAACCCGUUAUGCAGCGUACUUGGUAUUCAAAUCCACCCUGACAUCAUAUGGAUUUGAAUUCCAGUCUGUUGAGGUUGGAGCUGCAUUUGCUGGUGAUGAAGCGGGCAAGUGUGAGCGCUCAGUCUACUUAUCCAGAGAGAACAACAUGCGCGGACGGCAGUCCAGGCUGAGAUUUGGGCGCUUCGGUUUUGGUUUUCUACCAGCGCAUUUUGAAUUGGUCGACGACAACGAUUGUGAUGAGGGGCCGCCGACACCUGCACCUACCGAGGGGGACGGGAGCUAUCCUAAAGAGAGACGAGAUGGGUGGUCAGAGAUAGAGUUGGGCGAGUUCUUGACGAAGGAUGGAGAAGACGGGGAGGUUGAAAUGAGCGUCCUGGAGACGAAGGGUGGCAACUGGAAGGCUGGGCUGGUUGUGGAAGGGAUCGAAAUUAGGCCCAAGGAUGGGAAAUGAAAGUGCCUUCACGAAGGGCAGGUGUGAGUUUUUGUAUGUAGAGUCCCUUGAUUAAGAGCUUUUUCUGUCUGUUUUCCUGCUGUUCUUUUCGAUCUUCUUUUGUCCAUUUUUCGUGGCUUUCUAUCAAAUCCGAGAGCGUGCGUGUGAUCUAGUAUUGACUUUAAUAGGUGGGGAAAGCAAUAUGUCAUGGAGUUUUGAUCUGAUUAGCGAACGCCCAAUGCCUUCUGCAGAAAUUAUGCAACUUUGAUG